AUGAGAAUGGUGGAGGGAAUGUAUGCUGGCGUGGGCAGCUUUAAGCUGAGUAAGAUGGACACAGAGGAGAUGACAGUGGUCAUUUAUUUCAGUGAAGAUGCUGUUGGAGCUCAGGAUACCAGCAUAGAAACACAGGACAUCAACACACAGACGGAGACAAGGACACAGCAGAGUACAGAUGUUAGAACAGGAAUCAGAUGUUCCAGACUGGCUGUGGUGUGUGUGGGGCUGCUCUGUGUUCUCCUGCUGACCACCAACAUAGUGCUGUACAUGUACUAUAUUAAUAUGAAUAAAGGACCAAACCAGACUGAGACCCUCUUAUCCAGUAUCAGAAACCUGACUGAAGAAAGAGACCAGCUAAAGAGCAGCUACCAGAAUCUGACUGAGAAAAACAUCAUCUUACAAACCAAAUAUGAUCUGUUAGUGAAGCUGAUUGAAUGGAAAAAGAACAGAAGCAGCUUUUACUUCUUCUCCACUGAGAAGAAGAGCUGGAGUGAGAGCAGGCAGGACUGCAGAGAGAGAGGAGCAGAUCUGGUGAUCAUAAACAGCAGAGAGGAGCAGAUGUUCCUCAUUGACCAAAAGAGCAGUUUCUGGAUUGGUCUGACUGAUAAAGAUACAGAAAACACAUGGAAGUGGGUGGACGGCCAACCGCUGACUGAUAAAUUCUGGAGGAGCGGUGAACCCAACAAUUUUGGUGACCAUGAGGACUGUGCUAUUUUCACCACUGCAGUCAAACACAAUCAGCAAACAUGGAAUGAUUUUUCCUGCUCAGGGACAGAAAACUGGAUGUGUGGAUUCAAUCUGACAAACUUCCACCUGAAUACUUCAACUAAACACCUUUAG
Molecule: messenger RNA, 843 nt
Organism: Colossoma macropomum (tambaqui)
Lineage: Eukaryota; Metazoa; Chordata; Actinopteri; Characiformes; Serrasalmidae
Product: CD209 antigen-like protein E
Exons: 6
Coding region: 1-843 (280 amino acids)
Source: RefSeq, a predicted model, not a curated record